Molecule: messenger RNA, 1398 nt
Organism: Ixodes scapularis (black-legged tick)
Lineage: Eukaryota; Metazoa; Arthropoda; Arachnida; Ixodida; Ixodidae
Exons: 3
Coding region: 24-1130 (368 amino acids)
Source: RefSeq, a predicted model, not a curated record
CCUACGCUCACCCUCGUGGGACGAUGGCUGGUCGAGACUGGAUGUCCGAUUUGAUCGGAUUCAAUGACAUCUUCCUGACCACCCACCCAGCUGCUGUUCGGCCCAUGGUACACGUGACCCUGUUCAGGCGGUACCAACUAGCCGUCCAGUUUAUCGGACCUGGCAAUCCUGAGCUUCUGGUUCUCAGCCAGCUCCAGUUCGUGACCGUCAGUCGCAGCUCGUCCCGCCUGCAAGUGAAACUCAAGGCAGAUGGAUGGGGCAAUUCAGCUUCGUACAUGAAACGGAUCCGCACACAAAGCGGGAUGCGUCAGAGGAUCCAUGGAUUGCAUUCGGAACAGUUGGGUAAGAGCCUGGAAACGGCGAGCUUCAAUCCUUCUGAAGAAAAGUGCCCAUAUGCAUUCGACUGCUCUUCCUGUGGACUCCCCGCGGAUCCACAAUCAGCAUGCCUGCCACCGCAGGAAGCAGCUUCCUCUGAUCAGUUCUCGCUACCCACAACCGCCCAUAAAGACUUUUGGGGCUUUGCCCUGCCAACCACCACAGGUUCCUGUGACACUACAGGUUCGCACAGUGUUGCCGUCCACACGUCAUCAAGCCUUGAAAGCGGUCCGCCAGUUACUCGCAGUGAAUCGGCUGCUCAGGCGUCGCCAUGUCUUCGCGACUCCUCCCUGCCCUGCAAUCCUGAACAGCCAAUCGAGGUUUCAGAAAGGUACCAGAACUUUCCGCCAGUCCCCUGUGACGAUCCGCAGAGUGAUCUGCUCCUGGAGGACAUUGAGCAGCGUGGAGAGCAACGUCUCUACAAACCCUGUGCUGAUUUAAACGCGGGUAUCUCAUCUCAGCUGCUCGAAGCUCGCAAGAAAACCGAGCAACCAACGUGCCCACGCGCCGAAGCAUUCUGGACUCGGUUUUGUGCAGUCUGCUUGGACUUGUCUACUGACUCAGUUGCAGACAUCGUUGCGAAUGAGAACACACAGAGUGCGGAGUUUCAAUCAUGGAUCGACGUGUUAGCAAGUGACAUCGAGUGCAAUGGUUCGACAUCGGUCACCACAGUUGGAGAAAAGCUCCUGGAGGUUCUGGUGUAUCGGUUCUUCUCGCUGAGGCUAGGGCGCUUUCCCACGGCGUCGCAGUCAUGAAAAUUGUACGCCUAGACUUUGUUUCAGCCCCGCUCAUUCUCGAAGCAUUUGUUUCCUGCUGUACUUUGGUGAAGUCUGUAGCACCGAGCCUUUUAUUCAGCGUGUACACUAACGCCUCGAAACCUUUUUAAACAGUCCACAAAAUUCUUCUUCUCGACGUGUCAUUCCAUGAUUCACAACAAAGGUUUGGCUAGGUGGCAGAACUAUUGAGUGAAAAUAUCAACAAAUGCUCUUACCGCGUUCAAAAUAAAAAAAAAAAUAAAAAAAA